AUGGGUAAAAUAUUUUGGGAGAUGUUAAACGGAAUAUUAUUGGUUUCAGUUGAAAUGUUAUUUCCAUUAAAAGAAGUACAAGCAGAACAAAUUUAUAGUAAAAUGGCAGUUAGUUCAGAGUCAGAGCACGCUAGUAGAAUAGGACUAAAUAUACUUAAAAAGGGAGGUAAUGCAAUUGAUGCUGCAAUAGCAACAGCCAUUGCAAUUGGAAUUGUUAAUCCAUAUUCAGCCGGUUUAGGAGGUGGUGGAUUUGGGUUAAUAAAAAAAGGUGGUGAUGAAGAAUUUACAAUGAUAGAUUUUAGAGAAACAGCACCUAGAAAAAUUCGUUUAUCUGACUACUCAAAAAGUCCUGAAUUGGCUAAAAAGGGAGGUCUUGCAGUUUGUAUACCAGGUGAACUGAAAGGAUUCAUGAAAAUGCACAAAAAAUAUGGAAAGUUAAAGUGGGAAGAAUUAUUUAAGGAAAAUAUUGAUUUGUGUUUUAACGGGUUUAAAGCACACAAAAAUUUAUUAGAAAAAUUAAUAAAGAAUGAGAAAGAUAUUUUUAAGGAUGAAGGAUUAAAAGAAACAUUUGUUAAAGAUAAUAAGCUAGUAAAAAUAGGUGAUGUAAUCAAAAGAGAAAAUUUAGGGAAAACCUUAAAAAUUAUUUCAAAAGAUCCCGAAUCCUUUUAUAGUGGAGAAAUAGCAGAAGAGUUGGCUGAUUUUAUUAAUAAAAACGGCGGAAAGGUAGAUUUAACAGAUUUUAAAGAUUAUCAAGCAGUUGAAAGAGAGGUUAUAAAAACCACCUUUAAUGAAUAUAAUGUAUACACAACAAAUACACCUUCUUCAGGUGUGUUUAUAAGUUAUGCCUUAAAUGUUAUAAAAAAUAUUGAUGAAUCUAAAUUAAACAUAAUUAAGUCUAAGAAAUCAUUGUGUUAUUUUUAUCACUUGAUGAUAGAAAUAUUUAAAUUUAUGUUUUCAAGACGUGGUAAAUUGGGAGAUCCUGAUUUUCAAGCAGAUUGGAGAUUAGCGGUGUCAGAAAUAUUAAGUGAUAAACUAGCAAAAGAAACAGCAAAUUCUAUCAAGUAUGAUUGUGUACUUGGUAAAGAAUCUCAUAAAGUUUUACCAUUUAAAGAAGAUCAUGGAACAUCACAUUUAAAUGUUAUUGACGAAGAGGGUAACGUUGUUUCUUUAACAACUUCUGUGAAUUUAGAAUUUGGUAGUAUGAUUCUUAAUAAAAAGUACGGUGUUUUAUUGAACAAUACAAUUGAUGACUUCAUGCAUCCAGACUUUAUAAAUGCCUAUGAAUUAGAUAAUACAAGUACAUCCAAUAAUCUUGGUCCACUUAAAAGACCCUUUUCAUCAAUGUCACCAACAAUCUUUGUUAAAAAAAAUAAAAACAGAGAAGAAAUAAUUUCAAUAGGUGCAGCUGGCGGAACAAGAAUACCAACAUCGAUAUUAUUAACAUUGUUUUACCACUUAUUCCUUAAAAUGCCACUUGAAAAUGCAAUUUCAUUUAAUAGAGUUCAUGAUCAACUACUUCCACCUAAAACGUUUGUAGAAUUUAAUUUUCCAAAACAACUAGCUGAUGAAUUAAGGCAACUUGGACACAAUGUUGAAUUUUCAGAUGAAAAUACUACUUUUACUUCAGUACAGGCAAUAACUGCUAUUUUUGAUAAAAAUCAAGGCAAUAAAAUUAUAGCUGCAAGUGAUAAAAGAAAGAAUGGAGUAUCAUGUGGAGUUUAA
This is a messenger RNA of Hepatospora eriocheir, 1722 nucleotides long. NCBI's taxonomy places the organism in Eukaryota, Fungi, Microsporidia, Hepatosporidae. The record is from the annotation of a GenBank genome assembly.